UGGUAGCUUCUGCUCAACACACUUAUUUCUGAAGAGUGUCCCACAGGCCAGAGGUUCCCAAAUUGUGGGCCGGGGCCCAAAGGUGGGCAGCGACACAGUCCUGGGUAAUCUGUCAGUGCAACUGCAUUCUCCAGUCAAGCUCUUAGUAAAUCUUUAACUCCAUGUGACUGUGUAAUCUAAGUAAAAGUUAUAGAAAUGUCAUGUUUUGAGCUGUAUAUGUUGGACAGAGUAUAGAAAAAACUUUAUUUAAAAAAAACCACGUUGCAAUAGGUCAGGUGUAAUUCUCGCGAGUACAACGGUGCGUUUCACUGCAAGGUAACUUAGCAACGUACACGCAGCCCGCCGUUUACAACUGUAAAAACUAGCAAGCCAUAGUUCAGUCUGACGUGGAUCGAUUUAUUUUUUGAAAACGAGGCGGAGAAGAUAACGAAAGUCCCAGGCCAUCUACAACUACGCAUACGGAGCCAGCCAAAGAAAUAAAGUGAAAUUCAGAGGAGUGUGAAUGUACGAUCUAUUGGAUGUGAACUCCUUCUUCUAAAGCAGACUUGCAAUACCCUAAUCUCUCGCUUGCCUGGGAGACCCUUCAGCGUUCCUGUAAGUACGUCUCAUCCUGGGCUUGGAGGGCGCCUCCUGACUUGAGAUCUGAACCAUGUCCCACCCAUCAUGGCUGCCGCCAAAGAACACCAACGAACCCGUCGGACACGUCACUGCGAGAAUGGAGACCACGCACGCUUUUGGGACCCCCAGCAUCUCUGUGUCCACGCAGCAGUCGCCAAAGAAAUUUGCCCCAGUUGUUGCUCCAAAGCCAAAGUACAAUCCAUACAAACAGCCGGGGAGUGAUGAUUUCCCUCUGCCGCCACCACCACCACCACCACUUCCUGGAGAUGAUCUCGGGAACCUCCCAGCGCCUCCUGGUGCCUUUCCCCCACCACCCUCUACAGAUGAGGCUGGUUUCAGUGUGCAGGUAAAUCCCGGUGAGAAGACGCUUGAAGAAAGACGAUCCAGUUUAGAUGCAGAAAUCGAUUCCUUGACCAGCAUCCUGGCUGACUUGGAAAGCAGCUCCCCAUACAAGCCCCGGACUCAACAGGGCUCUGGGUUCCCCACCGGCUCCCCGGUUACUUCUCCCCCGGGAUCUACUCCGGUUACUGGGCACAAGCGGAUGAUCAUUCCCAACCAGCCGCCUCUCACUGCCACCAAGAAAUCUACUGCCAAGGCACCGGUCCAACCUGGUGCCCCGCCCGCCCCAGUCCCCGUGACUCCUGUUGGUACACUAAAACCUCAGCCGCAACCAGUUCCAGCUUCUUAUAUCACCGCGUCCACUCCCACCCGCCCGGCGUUCAACGUACAGGUGAAAACAGCCCAGCCCAGCCCUCACUUCCAGCCACCUGGCCCACCGCCCGUUCAGUACGGGCUGGGUCCAAGCCAAUCCUACGCUCCUCAGCCAGCCCGGCCCCCGGGGCCAGCACAGUAUGUUCCAUCUCAGCCUCGUGGUCCUGAGUAUGGCUACGCUCCCCAGCCUGCACGUCCUUCAGAGCCUGCUUAUGGCUUUGCACCUUCACAGGGGCGGUAUCAAGAUCUUUACUACCCUGCAGGCCCUGGAUAUGGAGGAAGAAAUGGCUCGGAACCAUCCUAUGUGCCACAAAACACCUGGAAGCCCGAGCCGGCCUAUCCCACAGCUAACACCAUGGCCCAAAAUCCAGCUGGGCCAUACCAACCGCCCAGCACAAAGAAGACCUACAUUACGGAUCCGGUGUUAGCACCUCCUCCACCACCCAUGCAGCCAAAGAGUGGGUUCCCUGCCUCUGGCCCGGCAUCAAAUGCUCCUUUGUUCAGACCUGAGGACGAGCUGGAACAUCUGACCAAGAAGAUGCUGUACGACAUGGAGAAUCCGCCCUCUGAUGACUACUUCGGCCGCUGUUCCCGUUGCGGUGAGAACGUUGUCGGGGAAGGCACUGGCUGCACCGCCAUGGACCAAGUGUUCCAUGUGGAAUGUUUUACCUGCAUGACCUGUGGCAACAAGCUCAGAGGCCAGCCUUUCUACGCGGUGGAGAAGAAAGCGUAUUGUGAACCCUGCUACAUCAACACACUGGAGCAGUGCAGCGUCUGUGCCAAACCCAUCAUGGAGAGGAUCCUGCGCGCCACGGGGAAAGCCUACCACCCCCACUGCUUCACCUGUGUGAUGUGCCACCGCAGCCUGGAUGGCAUCCCCUUCACUGUGGAUGCCGGAGGGAACAUUCACUGCAUCGAGGAUUUCCACAAGAAAUUUGCACCGCGAUGCUCCGUGUGUAAGGAGCCCAUUAUGCCUGCCCCGGGUCAAGAGGAGACCGUACGCAUUGUGGCAUUAGAUCGUGACUUCCAUGUCCAGUGCUACCGGUGUGAGGACUGUGGUGGCCUCCUGUCUGAAGGGGACAAUCAGGGCUGUUACCCUCUGGAUGGACACAUCCUUUGCAAGACCUGCAACUCAGCUCGGAUCCAGGCACUCACUGCUAAGGCCAGCACUGACCUUUGAGCGUCUACCACCACACUCCCAUAUUUGCCUGUUGGGGGAAUUGCACAACCUUUUCAUUUAGCAUGACUCCUUUCCAGCCUAGGACCUAAUUCUCUAUUGAAAAAGUAAAGCUGGAAGGCCUUGGGACAAGCAGGCAGUUUCUAAGUUUAUCUCUGUUUGAUUCACAUCUCCUAAGAAGCACAUUAAAAUUGGGAUGAUUGGGCUCGAUUCUCUUCUUACUCUGGUGUGAGGGCCUGAUCCUACUCCCAUUGACAUCAGUGGGAAGUUAUAUAUUGGACAUGAUUCCAUAAUACUAGACUUACACCAGUGUAAAACCAGCAUGUAAAUGCAAGACCAGAAUCAGAGAAAUUGUUAUCACAAGACAAACCAUACAAACAUUGGCCAUGAGACAUUGGGCCUUUAUAUCGGCAUUGUUUUAAAUCAUAGGGACACAGAUUUGUUUUAAAUCAUAGAGACCAUAUCUUUUUCUUAUGCCCUCGCUUGUCUCCAUUCCCUUCCAGUUUCAUAACUUUUUCUUUUCUAUAAUAUUAUAUUUCGCUGUUGCAUAAAUGUAUUCAGUAAGGAUGCUUCCAACUCUCAGAUGCUAAGGCAUUUAUGUAUGAGCCAUCUCUGAAAGUUGUGAGCCUGCACACACACACACGCGCGCACGCACGUACAUACAUAUAUCCUUUUGAUAAACUAGAGCUAUAAAGUCACUGAGAAGUUAUGUUAAUUAUUUUGGGGGCUGGAAAGGGUUAAAAAGAAAUUCAAAAUGGCUUCAAAGAAAAUGACUAAUGAUAGCCACCACGGGCAUGCUCAAAAGGAUCCUAGGUUCUCCGGGGCCAAUGCAGUUACAUAGUGACCAGUGCGCACUGCUUGUUUCCAAACAAGUACUUUAGCAAUGGAGUCUUGAUUCAGCUUCCACUGACAUCAAUGGAAAGACACCACAUUGGAUUGAAUUCUACCUUGAGAUAGGCUCAGGCAUUCGGGGAUGAUGGUAACAUACCAGAGCUGGAGUUACAGUACAAGCUAUGAGAAUUGUUUAAUAUUUCAGCAUUUAGGGCUUUCCAAAUAGCUGACAUUUCUGGAACAGGAAUGAUUCAUUUUUCAUCUCAAGUUGUAAAUAGGUGUAAUUUAGCUCCCAAAAGGGAAAAACGACAGACAUCUUUUCUCCUACAGUUUCAUCACGCAGUUUUUUCUGUGUGGAGAAAUGUCAUUGCAAAGGAAUGAUUGGGGGAUGUCACAGUUCCAGGAAAAAAGGGACGUAUCGAUGCACUCUUCAGGGAGUUAAACAUUUGCACUAAGGUUAAUAAAAACCUAUGCGCAGGCAGUUCGUGGGUUUUUUGGGGGUUGUAGGUUUUUUUUGAGGGGGGGGUGGGUUUUUUUUUGUUAAUUAAAAAUACAUUAUAAAUCCACAACUCAUUUUGUACAGCUAUAAUAUUCUUAUUCAUGAAACCCAUAAUAACUAAGGUGCAAAUUACAUGGGAAAGGAGCAAUUUUCAUAUCACUGCAUUGACAUUAAUAUCUUAUUUGCAGAUGUAAUCAAAGAAAAUACCUUUAGCUACACUUAACAAAUUAAGAGCCAGAACUGAAGCAUUUCAGGGCUGAUUGACCAUAUUAAUAACAAACUUGCAGUUUUGAAGAGUAACUUUUGUGAAUUUUGCUCUCUCUCACAAUAAUAAAUAGUAAAAUGGGGUGCUUUCCCCUUCAGUCUCUGUAACAAGAGCUGAAUAAAAUUACAUCACCCAAACCUGAAAAGAAAAAUGAGUGAAAUGAAAUGAGAUGGGUUGGAUCCAAGCGAAGAUUAAAGAAAAUGGAAAAUUGCCUCUUACUGUAACUCCUGAAAAUGGUAUGUCCCCUCCCCGCUCAGCAUUUCGGUUGACCUUUAUGGCAAAGUCCUAUUGAAUAUAACAGUGAAUAAUAACAUUUCUGUAGCUGUUUUUUAAACCAUCCUAUAGAGAAUUUAAUAGAGAAUUUAGGGUCUGUCCCCCAACACUUUCACCAACUUUUUACUGGGCUAACUUCAUUGGCUUCAGUGAAAUUAACCUGGAUUUGCACCACAUCAAAAUGAGGUCAUUUUUCUAUAAAUCUGUAGGAUGACUGAUCAAUCCCAUAGAAAGUAUAUUGUUCUCCAUUAAAUCCUGCAGGACUUUGCUACUGGGACAGUGUCUAUGUAGCAGCAUCUCACCAUCAUAUUGGAGUUUGGCCCCAGCCUUCAACAAUUUCAGCAUUUUCCCACAGUAGAUUAGUUAGAUAUGUUAUAAUUUAUUUCAUGCAAAACGUUAAGUGCUGGAUAAUUUUUUAAAAUAAGGAUAUGACUCCUAAUAGGCUCCAUUUGAUCUACUGGUCCUAAGCCCUGGUACCUAAGGUAAUUUUGAGCUUGCUAGCAUUACAUGCAGAAGAUUGUUAAACACUUGUCUGAACUGAAUCUACCAAAGCAUGGAAGUUCAGAGUGCAGGUGGCUAACUUCACUUUAUCACACAUUCCAUCGUGCCUUAGAACUGGGUUUCUGAGCAUCUUCUCUCCAAAGUACACUGGGAAUGUGAUGUAUACAACCGAGCAUGGCACUGAUGUAGCAACUAUAGCUCUGAACUUCUGUGUCCUUGUAGGUUUAAGUCAGUCUGUCAAUCGCACUGAGUGGCAUAUUAGAAAGCGAUGAGAAUUAGCUACUGUAAUUAGGACAAGGGUCGUGGUCUAGUGAUUAGAGGAGGGAGACCAGAAGUCUGGAUUCCUGGGUUCUUUCAGUGCCCCGGCCACAGACUCACUGUGCAAUUUUGAGCAAGUCACUUAACCUCUCGGUCUGUCUAUCCCUCUUCACAAUAGAGCUUGAUAAUUCUUACUAACUUCCCAGGGAAGGGAAGUGACUAAAUAAAGUAAUUUUAGAGUGCCCUAUGCUGCAUAAAUUCAAAUCCAGAUCCUCCCUUUCUGAAAAGUUUGGUUGGGUUUGUGGUUUUGGAGCAGCCCAUUCCAGAACACCCAUUUUUAGGGUGUUCUAUGAAUUUGGUGGUGUGGGGGCUCUUAGAUCGUUGUUUCUCAAGCAUUUUGAGCUCCUUGGAUGGAAGGAGAAGGGGGAGUGUUGUUAUCAUUAUACAUACAGCAGCUAAUUUUCAGACUUGAAAUAUCUGGGUAAUGUUGUUUUAAUUUGGUUUCUCCUCCCUAAAAUAACCAAAGCCAGUUGCCCAUUUGAGUGAGUGAAUAAGUGCCUGGAGUGUUUUUAAAAAAAAUUCAUUCAUAUGUGGUGCCUAAACUGAUACAAAUAUAUUUUGGAAGAUACACACACACACACACACACACUCUGUCAUGUCAGAUUUUCAGCCCUGAUACUCGAGGGUUUCAAAUGGAUCUUUAAUCAAGGCAUUGCUCUAAAGCACCAACAAAAUAUUGCUUAGCCACAAUCUUUAUCAUAUAUUUAUUACAUAUCCUCAUUUAUCUAUUCCAAAGAAGCCUUUUUUACCAAAGAGAUCUUGUUCUUUUAAGGUACAUUUCAAAAGUCAUGAUAAAUACUCACGUUGUUUGCUGAUGCAUUAACGUUCAGCAAUUCUCCUUUGACAAGGAAUGUGAAGAUCACCUAGACCUUUCUAUUUCAAUCUGCCGAUUUUUUGCUGGUGGUUCUUUGCCAUUUCUAGCAUUUGUGUGAAAUUAGGGCUUGAUCCCGUGUUUCAGGUCACCCCGUUGGGAGUUUGGGGUGCAGGAACAAGCCCUUGUUUAAGCCUUGGCUCGGGAAAGUAUUUAAGCAUGUACUUAAUAUUCAGCACAUGCUUAAAUCCGUUCCUCAAUGGGACAUAAAGAGAUGCUUGAAUUUACUACAUCAGAUUUGGUUGCCUUGGUUACAGCCAAAUCCCUUGUGACAUCAUCAAAGUGAAUGAUCGUAUUUUGUUAAUGUAAUUGCUUUAUUGUCAUUUAUUGUUUUAUUUUAAUUGUUGCCUGAAUGUUGCCUUUUAAAGCAGAAGACAACAUCACAGCUUUAGAUAAUGCACCUUUCAUUAUGAUUUUUUUUAAAUAAUUGUUAGAUUUUUAUCGCAGCUGCAAAACACUUGGGGAAUGACUUCGUCCUAGAGACACGGGGGAAGCGAAACGUUUGCCAGGGUGAGCUCUACACGCGUUCAUCAGACGCUUAGGGCAGAAGCAGGAAUGAAGUGGGACAUAGGUUAGCUCAUUAUCCGGGCGUGAAUUACACACCCUACAAGCAUAAAAGAGUUCUCGGUAUAGAUAUUGUGUGUGGAGACUGGUGCAAACAAUCACCAAUUAAAUCCAGUCUAGUAACACAUAUUUUGGGCCCUAAGCCUCCAACCUAGCUGAGUGUAGCAAAGUUUAGCUGGGGCUGCAAAGAGUGCUGGUUCUACAAUAUAAUUUCCCUCCCCUGGCCUCAUGGAAGGUCCGUGGGAGUACUGGGAAAAGGUAAAACAGAGGACAAUGCAGAGACCCAGGAAAAUCCCAUCAUCAGCAUCCAUGGGGGGGGCGGGGAAUCUUGUCACUUUGCUUUACUCUAGUUUAGGACAUAAAAUUCUGUGAUGCCCCAUUUUUGUCUAGAAACUGAACAGCCCAAAGGAGGUUUUUUUGGUUUUCGAAUUGUCUUUUGUUAAUGUCUGGUUCCCGUGGUUGAUUCUGUGGGCUGAUUUGAUAUUAGAUCAUCAAGUAGUGCUAAUCAUGCUUUAUAUAGAGAUCAACACUAUAAAUCAGGGUUGACACAUGAGGAAGUGUGCUGUGGAUUUGGGUGGUGAAAGUCUACAUGGGAAACACCAGUCGCGUGUUGAUAUUUGUUUGAGGAUCUACUGCAAAGAAUGGAGAGGGCCACCUAAGGCCAUAUAGAAGUUAGUUAAGUGUGAGUUGAUAUAGGGACUCUGAGAACGAUACUUCUGUUAAAGCUGGUCAAAUUGUUUUACACUAAACUUCUGUUUUGUUGAAAGUUUGACCUUUUCUCUUCGAUACUUUUUGGGGGAAAUUGUCUAUUUUCUGAUCUCGCAAUAUCUUUCACAUCGUUUGUUAUUAAUAGUUUAAUCAAUAUAUUGUUGACAUUUUUAUCCUAAUAGUUUUUGAAAUGGUUCUCAGUUUUUCAUUGACCAAAAAUGAAGUUUUCUUACUCAAAACCAUUUUUAAUAAACAAGUUUUCGGUAAUGAUUUCAAAAACUGUAUGGUAAAAAAAAUCCUGUAAAAGUGUCACAAAAAUGUUCAUGGAAAAUGGAUCCGUUCUGGAUGUUAUGAAGCAAACACAUUUUGAAAAUUUUCACAAAAUCUUUCUUGUUUUCUGAUUCACUCUACUUCCUGUGCAGACACCAUUUUCCUAGUUACUAACAAUCCGAAUAAUGUGACUUUUCUGGGAAUAACAGUGUUACUUCUGUUGGACACAGUUUUUGUCUUCUCCCUUCAAACCAUGCCCAGGCUGGUUAGGAAGAUGGUGACCGUGUCAGUUGUCCUUUGUUUCAAGUACUGAAGGGUGUAAGUAGAUUAUGCUCACCAAGAUCGAGAAACUCUGGUUGAACCUCACGCCCUAGCACCAUUCCUUUGGGCUUGGGAAAGGCCGUUUUCCAUAUACAUUUCCAGGAAGAUUGUUCUUCCUCCUCGGCAUUUCAAGUUUGCGUUUGAAACAGGUGGUUGGCUGUCUUGAUGCUAGAGCCCUUGUAAAUUGUAAAUGAAAUGUGACUGGCAAUACCGCACCUCUCCUUAAGCCAGUGGUUCUCAAACUUUUGUCCUGGUGACCCCUUUCACAUAGCAAGCAUCUGAGUGCGACCCCCCCCCCUUAUAAAUUAAAAACACUUUUUAAUAUAUUUAACAUCAUUAUCAAUGCUGGAGGCAAAGCGGGGUUUGGGGUGGAGGCUGAUAGCUCGUGACCCCCCAUGUAAUAACCUCACGACCCCCUGAGGGGCCCUGACCCCCAGUUUGAGAACCCCUGCCUUAAGCCAACUCUGAAUCAGUCCAGUUCCAUUGGCGAGUCCAUAAUAAUAAACAACCUAAUCUAGGGUUCGUGGUGAACACGUAAGUUCUCAGCUUUGUUUUUAGAGACACUAACUAUUGAAAACUCAGUAGAAAUGUUUGGAAUUAUAUAUAUAAAAAUAAUAUACAUAUUUUAGAUUGUCCUGAGACUAUGACUCAUUAAAGGUACAGGCAACAGUAGGUAGCCGGGGCAGUUUUUAUUAUACUUGCCCUGUCUUCAUUUCUGUGCCGCCACAGUCUCUAUCUUUUUGGCAUUAACCCAGGUAUAACCAACCGCCCCACUGAAUUUGCAGCUAUGCUAACAGGGCUAAUCUGAAAUGUUCUUUUUGUUGUUUGUGUGUCUUCCUGAUUAUUCCUCAAUCUAAAAAAAAAAAGCCCAAACCCCAAAUGGUGAUAUCUUCUUUACGUUUCCCAGGCAUUAGAGUCCAGUCCCGGGAAUCAGAACUCAGGGGUUCUGUUUGAAGCUUUACCUCUUUCUCCCUUUGUCACCUUAGACAAGUCACUUAGCCUGCUUCUCCCUCUGCCCCAGUUUAUCCAUCUCUGUAAUGGGGACGAUAUAUUACCUACCUCACAGGGGUGUUGUGAGAGCUAGUUACAAAAGGUAAAACUUUUUGAGCUCUUUAAUCAAAGUAGCUAUCUGCAUCCAUAGCAUCAGUGGCAGGAGUGCCAUGCGAAUGCCUGCCACAUGAGAAGAAAAGAAAAUGAUUAUAAUUAUUGCUUUUAAAAUGAUUGUCAAAUUGUGCCUUAAAUUUUCAGUUAGAUCUAACCGUGUAAUUUAGAGCAAUAAUUCCAGGCCUUAUGUUGGAGAAUCCAAUCAGCGAUUUGUUUGAAAGGCUAGAUUUUUUUAAUACUUUUUCUAGAAAAUUAGGUUAUUGAGGGGCUCUCUUCUUUUAUUUUUUCUCCUCCAAUUUUAUUUCGGCAUGAAAGGGGCAGCCAAAAUGCACGUUUGUCUUGUAGGUGGCAUUUUCAUCUGUUUUGUGUUCUUUUAGAGAGAUGCCACUCUGUCAUUUUAUGCAUAAUGACAUCUCUUUAGAUACACACCAACCAAUGAGAUUGUUUUGCUAAAGUUAGCAGGCAUUUUUUUUAAUCAACCAAAUUUUGGGUUGUGGGGAAAGUGUUGCAGUUCUUUGCUACAGGUUCAUUCUAACUUUCACUGCAAAGACGAAAUUUUUUAUAGUCUUCCCAUAUCUUUACUGUAGUUGGAGGUUGACACGAGCGUUAAGCCAGAUUAUAAAGGGAAAUACUCAGUGUAACCUAGUUCCAUUUAGCAGCAAGUCUUUUGUCAGCUCAGGUCCUGUUGGUUUGGGUUUUUAAAUGUCAAAUUACAGACUUAGGGUUUCCUAAAGAUGAACAAAAAUGGCACUUCAUGUGCAGUAAUUUGGUGGUUCCAGACUGCAGUAUUUUCCCUACGUAUCUGGGUGUCGUAUGUUAGGAUUCCACCUGCAGCCGACAGUACAUUUGACCUAUUAUCCAGUCCAUCUCAUUGCUCCUUUUGGCUGCCUUCCCCUGCUCCCACUUGGUCCGUAUUUACACAGUUUAACUGAGCUUUUCUUUCUGCUGAAGGUCAGAGGCGAGCGAUAGGAAACACUACACUUUAUAAACAAGCAGAGCCGUUUUAACCCCCGCGCUCUGGACACGAACGCAUCUUUAGGUGGUGCACUGUCUGCAUCCUGAGAGUGCAUUUGACUGGUAUAGUAUGCAAAGCCACAAGAUAUGCUUUUUAAUGAAUUACUCGCUGUCAUCCAGCGACACAGCUUCAGCCUUGCCACACAGAAAAACCUUCCCGCAGCAAUGCGCUUACAAUAGCUUUCCUCUCCCUUGCAAAAAGUGAAACUUUCUCACAAUAUAAACUUUGUGUAUAUUGCACAAAAUGCUGGCAGUUAUUUUCCCGAGGCUUCUUUCUGUAACCUCUGCGUGGCAAUGUUGAAGAGCUUGCCUUUUUUUGAUGAGAUUAGAUGUUGCAUAUUGAUGUGAGCAUUUCAAAGGCCUGUGGGGCUUUGGAACGUAUUAAGAACCUCUGAAGUUAAUAUUCACCAUGUUUUAAAUAUUCAAAAGUAAAAAAUCUGUAUAAAAUGACUCUCGGUACACAUGGACUAUGUUGUUUCUUUUUGAAGCAAGCACUGGGGGGCUCGGGGCUCUGCUGGGCUCGUUCUUAACCUUCUUUCGUUCCAAUUUAUCAGAACCACUUGGAAAUAAAGGGCCCGGGCUCUUAUCCCACGCCAGUUCUAACGGUGGUGCCUGUGAUGGAGUGGCUCCUGAUUUCCUCUGGGAUUGAGUCCAAUGGGUGGGAUUUUCACAAGAUCCUAGGGGAGUUUGGAGCAGCCAAUUCCCACUGAAUUCCAACCCCUUUAUUGUCCCCAUCAUGGCAAUGUGGCAUGUAGGGCCUGAAUCAGACCUCGCUCGCAUCAUAGUCUGUAUCCAAAGAGCCCGUUCUGCUCCUCGGGGCGUGCACUGUGUGCCCUGAAUCAGGAGGAACUCCAGUGUGGAGGCACUGCUGGGAAACUGACGUGAGAGGAAACUCAAGCCUGUGGCUUUUAUGUCAGCAGGGACAGGGCAAGCGCAUUCUGUUCCAGGACGUUGGGACAAAGCUCCCUUCAGUUCACCCUUAAAUACGCCAGAGGAGAUUUUGCUUCGCCCGAACGUCCCUCUUCUGCUGCGUUGCGCGGGGCAAGAUGAAAGCUGUCAGCAGAAAUGCUUCUAGGGAAAACUGCCGGCCGCUUUAGGUGAGGGUCAGGUAGAGCUUGCAAACACUCAGCCGCUCCGCUGUGCCGUUCCGCUGUGCCAUUAGUUAUUCCAGUCUGCCUUCCCCUUGAGUGCACACCGGGCAUCUCCCAGGAGCACAGCAGCUCUUUGGAUACACGCUACGUGCAGCAUCAGGGUUAUCACGUUGGCCCUUGUCUGAGUCAGCCCGAGGGGCUCGUCCUCGGGUCUACUCCUGCAAGGUCCUAUGCAAGUUGUUAGUCCUGGCCCCUGGAGGGGCAGAAGGUGAUGCUGCCAUUUUUGGCUUACAAAUAACGCAGCCCUUUUGAAAUCCCCUUUCCCCUCUCUCACGUUCCUGACGAAGGCAAGGCUUUAAAUCUUGAAUAGCAUGGGUGUUUGCCUAGCAUAUGCCUUGAAUACGUUGUCAGAUUGGGAGCAGAAUGAGGGAUUUCAAGAUCAGUUCCUCUUCAGCCCUGAUGGUAGGGUCCUUGUUUGAAACUAGACUUCCCCUUUUAGACAAGCCCUAUAGAACUUACACUUUAAUGUAUGGAACGAGAAUUCGACUCAGAUUGGAACUAACAGGGUUCUGUAUAAAUUUGCCAUAGUUCUGAAGGAAUUACCCUAAAAGCAUAUGGGGCAGAUUCCCUCAUUGGUGUAAAUAUGGUCGUUUACACCAGUGGGGGGAUCUGCCCCAUAGGACGUUAUGCUCUAUGCCACUCUAUCAACUGAUUUGUUUGAACCAUUCUAUAGAAAUCGAUAGCAGGGAUAGACUUCUUUAAUCACUUCUAUAGGUGGCUUCCAAAAAACCCUAUAGAAACAUUGCAAUUUUUUUUAUUAAAUUCUUCAGGACUUCUCCAUAAGGGCUGUGGCUUAUAAAAACACGAGACUUCACCCAAAUUAAGCUUUAUUGAUACCCAAGUUUGUGUUAGGUGACGUUGAUAGUUAAUCGAGGAGUAGUAAUAGAAUCAUAGACAUAAGAACAGGGUUUGAUGAUUUUCCCAUGCCUAGUGCUGAUGCAGAUUUUUCUAGCAUUGUGUGUAACUGAGAUGAGAAUCUGACCCAGAGCAUAAUGGUUCAAAAAUUUCACUCUAGUUAUUUUUAUUCUUUUGAAAUAAAUUUUUGGAUAUUAUUUUGGACCUGAUCUUGCAGCCUUUACUCACGUGAGUAGUUCCACUGACUUUGGUGGUGGUAUUUGUGUUCGCGUGACGGGAUCGGGCCCCACUACAGACUCUAGGAAAGAGAUUGCAGAAAUAUUCUGUUUCACUUGCAUUAAUCACACCAAGACGUUUCCACCAAGAGCCCUCUAUUUAAUAAGUAGGAGGGCCUGUAAUUGCAAUCUGAGUUCUGAUCUUAUCGACAGACAUUAUGACUUUCUAGGUAUUGCAACUCUAUUCAGAUUCAUUUUGCCUCUGUUUAAACUUGGAUUGAUCAGUAAGAGGGAACAGCAAGAGAUGCGAGGGCCAGGGAGAUGCAGUGACUAUAGAUAAAGGAGUUUUCUUCCUCCUGUGUCUGCAGGAUUUGAAGCUUGGAAUGGAGCACACACAUCAUAGAGGAAAACUUUACCAACCAUGCAUAGGGGCUGUGAACAGUAUACCCGUUAUAUAGCUUUCAAACUCUUGGAAUGUUUGUAGGAAUGGAAAUUUGAAUCUUUUUCAGGUCUUAGCUAGUAUACUUUCCAGCGAGGGAGUUUACAUACCAUCAUUGAUGGCAGCAGAUCGGAGCUUUCAUUUUGUUUUUAAAUUCAAUGUCUAGCCCAUAUGGUUGCAAAGAAAUCCUUCCAAAUAUGCCCUCCAUAGGAGGCUGUCUUCCUGAGUCAUGCAGGCAAGUUGAAAUCGAAGUCCUGAUUCCGUUCUCGCUUAGGGCAGGGAAAAUCAGGAGUAACUUUGGUGGAGUUGUAGCCGUGUAAAAGUGGUAUGAGAUCAGGAUCAGGAUCUCUGGGAGUUUUGAACUCCCACGCCCCCAUUCAUCUCAAUAGGAUGUUAUCCCAGACACAUCAUGAUGUCAGUGCAUGCUAAAGUAGUUGCAAACUUCGCUGCUGAUGGUUUUGGCAAAAAGCACCCAGCUUUUCAGGAAUUGGACUAGAGUUUGGGAAUGGGGGUGGAACUAAAGAAGAAUGAACCCUGUUUUUUUCUGUUAUGUGUCAGCCUAGCUGUGUUUGCUCAGUAGGGAUAAAAUGUACUGUAUAAGUAUAAGAAUCUAUGCAAAAAAAAAACCAAACCUGGAUAUUUUAAUGCACACAGAACUAACUCUAUGCAAAGCCUCCCUUUUCUCCAGCAAGCACGAUUAUUUCUUUAAGUUUUUUUGUCUGACUUUGCACAAAGCACAACGCAUUUUUUUUAACACGACUUCUAAGAAAGUCGAUACCUAAAAGGAGGAGGGGGAGGGGUCUUACUGUCAAACACUUGGAUUUUUCUGGCUUGGAAAUUAAUAAUUUCUACACCUGACCCAAUUCCUGCAGCUGCCAAAAAAGAAAAGAGAACGCUAUUUAAAUUUCGCAUAGAGCCAUUUAUCUCUUAAAAUAUGCCAAAGCAAUUUGAGGUGGGGGUGGAGACUUAACUAUUUAUCUCCACAGCCUAUUUUUUUUUCUCUUUAUGUUUCUAACUGUCAGGGAAAAAGAAGGCU
This is a messenger RNA of Chrysemys picta bellii (western painted turtle), 13741 nucleotides long. NCBI's taxonomy places the organism in Eukaryota, Metazoa, Chordata, Testudines, Emydidae. The record is from RefSeq and is a predicted model, not a curated record.